This is a messenger RNA of Penicillium soppii, 663 nucleotides long. RefSeq lists its product as uncharacterized. Bases 1 to 663 code for a protein of 220 amino acids. NCBI's taxonomy places the organism in Eukaryota, Fungi, Ascomycota, Eurotiomycetes, Eurotiales, Aspergillaceae. The record is from RefSeq and is a predicted model, not a curated record. The transcript is spliced from 2 exons.
AUGCUGCCUGUUACAAACGGUCAGUUUUCCUUCAAUGUUGACACAUUCUAUGUCGCCGCAUCUGGCGGACGUAUCCACCGGCGCGCGGCACCCCCUAAGAUCAAAGCUCUCUAUGAUACAAGCGUCGACAGCACACCCGACCACCCAGGCCAUUGGUACGAAGCACAGCUCAUUCACUAUGGCUUGCCCCCAUCAAAGGUCAAAGCAACUGCCAAGAUGAGAUUGUUGAAAGCUUUGCAAGAUGGCGGUCUCAGCACAAUCACAAUUUCUAAGACUGUGGAGUCCAAAACUACUGCGACUAAAGCUGCUGAGACCAAAGCUGCUGAGACCAAAGCUGCUGAGACCAAAGCUGCUAAGACGAAAGCAGCGGCGGGAAAGGCUCCCGCUGCUCCCAAACCAGCUGCACCGAAGAGUACUGCGACAAAGGCUGCUCCCAAAGCCACUGCCACAAAGGCUGCUAGUGCGAAGUUUCCUGCUGCGCCCAAAGCUACCGCCACUAAAGCUGCAAAGGCCAAAUCUCCCGCAGCUCCCAAAGUUGCAGCCAAAUCCGCAGUAGCCAAGACUGCCGCCCCAAGAAGACAACUGCACCGAAGACCUCUACCCCCAAGGCUACGGCGGCCAAGACUGCCACUACCCAGAAUGCGGCAGCCAAGAGGAAGAUAG